This is a messenger RNA of Pseudoliparis swirei, 3375 nucleotides long. RefSeq names its product ras-GEF domain-containing family member 1B-B-like. Gene Ontology annotation, molecular function: guanyl-nucleotide exchange factor activity. Gene Ontology annotation, cellular component: plasma membrane. The record is from RefSeq and is a predicted model, not a curated record. Bases 169 to 1980 code for a protein of 603 amino acids. Lineage: Eukaryota; Metazoa; Chordata; Actinopteri; Perciformes; Liparidae. The transcript is spliced from 14 exons. Gene Ontology annotation, biological process: Ras protein signal transduction; positive regulation of GTPase activity.
CUGCGCUGAAAGACCUAUCUGCUGCACAUUUACGCACCGGGAGAGAAGCUGCACGGUGCACGCGCGGCGGGGGUUUGGAUAGUUUUGGGUUCUUCGCUUUUUCAACUGUUUUCUGCCAAUGAACCGUAUUGCAGCCGGACUGUGAGCUGCAUCCCACCAGCGGUCAACAUGCCUCCCACAACCCCGUAUCCCGGGAAGUUCAGCUCCUGCGCUCCUUACGGCAACAACAACAACAGCCACCCUCAGCCUCACAGCCCGUACUGCAACGGCGGCGCCCCGAAGCCCGCCAAGGAAAGCGCCUACAGCGGCGCCUACUCUCCCGCGGAGAACCCGUACGACGUGCCGCAGCCCCACGGCUCGUACCGCAGCUCCUCGGUGUCCUCCGCCGCCGCCAGGGAGCACCAUUACAACAGCAGCUGCGCCGUUUCAGAGAACCCGUACUCCUCGUCGCAGCCUCACAGCCCCCGACAGCACAGCACUUCCUGUCCUGGACGCGCGUACCGCCACACCACCACAACAGCCACCUCCGCCGCCGCCGCCAGUAGCAGCAGCGGCGGCAGCAGCGAGCAGUGUUCUCGCAACAACUCCGUCGCAGCGAAAAGCCGGCGGCACGGGCACGGCGUCACCGCCAGCUACGGGGAGAUGUGUUACCAUGACAACAGUCUGGUUUCCGCAUCCCUCGAGGCCCUGAUCCAGCACCUGGUUCCCACAGUGGACUACUACCCGGAUAGGUCGUACGUGUUCACCUUCCUGCUGAGUUCGCGCCUCUUCCUGCACCCGUACGAGCUCAUGACGAAGGUGUGCCACCUGUGCGUGGAGCAGCAGCGGUCCGGCGACGCCCUGCUGGACAAGAUCCGUUUCCGAGAGGUGGCGCCCAAGCUGGUGCAGCUGCUCACCGAGUGGACGGAGACGUUCCCGUACGACUUCAGGGACGAGAGGAUGAUGCGCUGCCUCAAGGACAUGACGCAGCACGUGGCCCGGGGAGACGAGUACUCUUGGCGAGCCAUGCAGCAGAUGACCCAGCGGCUGAUCAAACGCCUCUCCGCCCUCGGCCAAUAUGAGGAGGCGGUGUCGGCGCUCAACGCCGUGGCGAUGGAGCGGCCCGCCUCCCUGAAGAGCAAACAGGCCUCGGGUCAGCGCAGCGACAUGAUGAGCGUGUGCGACGACCCCUUCGUGCUCGCCCAGCAGCUCACGCACAUCGAACUGGACAGACUGAGUUUUAUCGGUCCGGAGGAGUUCAUCCAAACAUUCGCCAGGAAGGAUCCUUUAGAGAACCAUAAGGGUUUCUUCCGGAAGCGUAAAACCAGUAACCUGGAGGCCUACAUCAACUGGUUCAACAGACUGAGUUAUCUGGUGGCCACUGAGAUCUGCAUGCCCGUGAAGAAGAAACACCGAGCACGUAUCAUAGAGUUCUUCAUCGACGUGGCUCAGGAGUGCUUCAACAUCGGCAAUUUCAACUCCCUCAUGGCCAUCAUCACCGGGAUGAACAUGAGUCCUGUGGCCAGACUGAGGAAAACCUGGAGUAAAGUCAAUACCGACAAGUUCGAAAUCCUGGAGCACCAGAUGGACCCGUCCAGUAACUUCAGCAACUACCGCACCGCGCUCCGUGGCGCCACCCAGAGGUCUGAGACGGCCCACAGCAGCCAGGAGAAGAUUGUGAUCCCUUUCUUCAGUCUCCUCAUUAAAGACAUCUACUUCCUGAAUGAAGGCUGUGCCAGCAGUCUGACCAACGGGCACAUCAACUUUGAGAAACUUUGGGAGCUGGCAAAGCAGGUGAGCGAAUUCCUGGUUUGGCGCCAGGUGAUUUGUCCAUUCGACAGAGACCGGCGGAUCCUCCAGUACCUCGUCACCACGCCCGUCUUCAGCGAAGAUGAGCUUCACCUGGCCUCGUAUGAGAGCGAAGGACCGGAGAACCACAUGGAGAAAGACAGUCGCAGGUCUCUUAGAUCUUCCCUCCUGCAUCGAGAGAAUCGGUCCUAAGAGAGCCACUGCUCUGCAGACUGUAAAUGAACGAGGUAUUUCAAAGCUACAGGUCCCUGCAGAUUAUCUCACGGACGCAUUUCUUCUUACAUUCCCUUGGAGAACAAACGCUGGAAUAUCGUGUGGCAUGUGUGCUUUGAGCGCACAGGAAGUAUCAACGAUUUUUAUAUCAAACGCUUGAACAGACCCUGAUGAAAUGACUUCAGUGCUGCCGUACUGAACCUCGGCACUCCCAAGAAGAGCUCGGAGAACGGAUUUGGAUCCCCAGCUGAGCUUCUUCUCCAACCUCCGCUCCGUCCACGGCACUUAAGAAGAUCGCAGAAGGAGUCAAACGUGUGGAUUUUCUUGAUAUGGCCGGUGGACCUCUAUCAUGGCGACAACAUAUCGUUGACUGGCCCACACUAUGGAAGCGCAAAGGGGCGGUUUUGUCUGUGAAUGGGACGGACGUGGACCCGAUUGGUGACAUUGCAACAUGAGCACUGCUUCUCCGCCGACAUCCUGACUGAGUUCAGUCAGGACCCACAGAGGAAGGAGAGAUGCGCCCUGAGAGGAAGACCAUCGAUUUGUAACAUGAGUAACGGCGGCCUGCUGCCUUCUCAAGUGGUGUUUCCUGCCGUGUUGUGCCGCCGAGUGCUCGAUUGUAGUGGCAACACACGAGAGCAGCAACUGCACCACAUCCUUUCCAUUGUCUCUCAGUUUGCACACAGCAACAAUUUUCGCCUACUUUACGGGUCAUUUGAGCCUUUCGAGUCAAUACACCAGCUGCAUAUUUCCCAAACACACAUUUUACUGUGCACUUUGACUGCGUAUCGGUGGUGCAACAUUGUGCGUCCGCAACAUCAUGCUAAUCAUGUUCAAUCAAAUGCACUUCAGUGGGUUCUUGUGUCUUGUGCUAUAGGAUGUGGUGACUCCUAUUUUAAGGCGUCUUUCUAUACAGUAUUAAGUUGUAUUUUGUAUCAGAAAGUAACAAAAGUAUUUUUUUGGUAUUUUCGGAAGUGUCACCGUGAGCUUGUUGCUGGUUGGCUGGCUCUGUGUGGGUAAGCUAGUUUUGUUAAUGCAACACCAGCUUGUGUAUGACAGGGACGUGUUGUGGGUCUGAAUGAGACAGAAACUGAAUGUGUGUGUGUGUGUGUGUGUGUGUGCAGCUUGGAUACAAACAGGACCGUCAUCCUCCAGCUUGAUGUGAUUCUUAAAAAUCUGCCUCUCAGUAAACGUGAUGCUAUUGUUAUGUUGUUGUUGUUGUGUUUUAUUAUAGCUCAUUUUACAAGUGUUUUCUCAUGUAUUCUUUUUGUUGUGUGCGUAUCAUUUGUGUUACCGGUCAGGGUACUUGUACUGAAGGUCUUUGUGAAAAGAGAAUUAUAUUUUUUCUUUCAAAUAAACGGAAUAACAAAAGAA